Aspergillus ibericus CBS 121593 is the source of this 2685-nucleotide messenger RNA. Its product is annotated as COPI-interacting protein CEX1. Bases 205 to 2523 code for a protein of 772 amino acids. The record is from RefSeq and is a predicted model, not a curated record. The transcript is spliced from 9 exons. Gene Ontology annotation, biological process: protein phosphorylation; tRNA export from nucleus. Gene Ontology annotation, cellular component: cytoplasm. Gene Ontology annotation, molecular function: protein kinase activity; ATP binding. NCBI's taxonomy places the organism in Eukaryota, Fungi, Ascomycota, Eurotiomycetes, Eurotiales, Aspergillaceae.
CUCCUGGUGAACUUGGGGGCUGUGACUAUUCGUCCUUGAUCUAGACAUACCAUCGUAUACGUGUCAUCUCAUCGGGGCUUCAUUUCUUUUCCGCGCCCCUUUUUCCUUCGUGGACGACGUUCCCCACUAGUUAUCGCGCCGCGGAUAUCUUGAGACCAGCUAGUAAUUAGCUGCCCGUUUCCGCCUCGACUGUUAGCCACCACCAUGGAUUUCCUCAAAUCGGCCGUCGCAUCGGCGAUCGCAAAGGGGAGUUCGUUCCCUUACUCGCUUGGGGAUAGAGUCGACCUGUCCGAUUCGAUAUGGACGCUACACAAUGCUACGAAACGGGAGGACGGCUCGCUGUGCAGUGUCUUCACGUUUGAUACGGCUUCCAACAAGUCUCGGCUCCCGUUAGCGAAGAAUGCGGUGCGAAAGUGCCGGACGUUGAGACAUCCGGGUGUGAUCAAGGUCUUGGAUACGAUAGAGACCGACGCCAACAUUUACAUCGUGACUGAGCGAGUCGUUCCCCUUUCCUGGCAUGUGAAGCGGAGGAGUCUGAGCGAAGAGACAUCGAAAUGGGGUUUAUAUACGGUGGCGUCAACGCUCAAAUUCAUCAAUGGAGAUGCGUCCUCCGUUCACGGCGUCGUUAGAGCAUCCUCGGUCUUUACGAGUGAGAGCGGGGAGUGGAAGCUGGGCGGAUUCGACGUCCUGAGUUCGAUGAAUGAUGAGAACGCUGUGAUCUAUACCUACGGCAGUCUUGUACCCGACGCGGCGCGAUACACACCCCCGGAGGUCGUCAAGGGCGGAUGGGAUACAAUCAAGCGCAACCCCUUGACGGCGAUUGACGCAUACGGGCUGGGAAUACUGGUAUAUGAGGUUUUCAAUGGCAACUUCAGCAGCGGAGAUCAGGUGGGCAAGACGACGAACAUCCCACCCAGCAUGCAACAAAGCUACAAACGCCUGUGCACGGCCAACCCUAAAAUCCGGUUGAGCCCUGCGCACUUUGUUGAGCAAGGAAAGAAGAGCGGUGGUUUCUUUGAGACCCCACUUAUCCGGUUGACGGACGAUAUAGAGAGUCUGGGACUUAAGAAUGACGCUGAGCGGGAGGAAUUUGUCAACGAACUUGAUGAGUUGUCUGAUGACUUCCCCGAGGAGUUCUUUAAAAUGAAGGUGCUCCCAGAACUGCUCAAGUCAGUCGAGUUUGGCGGAGGUGGUCCCAAGGUCCUUGGGGCCAUUCUGAAAAUCGGUUCAAAGCUGUCUCAAGAAGAAUUCAAUGCGAGACUUACUCCCGUGAUUGUCCGGCUGUUCGGAAACCCUGAUCGAGCGCUUCGGGUCUGCUUGCUCGAUAACCUCCCUGUGAUGAUCGACAACUUGCCCCAGAAGAUCGUCAAUGAUAAGAUCUUCCCUCAGAUUACAUCCGGCUUCACCGACGCCGCGCCCGUUGUUCGAGAGCAGACUGUCAAGGCUGUUUUGCCGAUCAUCAACAAGCUCAGCGACCGGGUUAUCAACGGUGACCUACUGAAGUUCCUGGCGCGAACUGCUAACGACGAGCAACCGGGGAUUCGUACGAAUACCACUAUCUGCUUGGGCAAGAUAGCAAAGAAUCUCGGACAGGGGUCGAGAUCGAAAGUUCUCAUUGCAGCAUUUACACGGUCUCUUCGGGACCCUUUUGUACACGCCCGGAAUGCCGGUUUGCUGGCCCUCGGGGCAACGUUGGAGUUCUUCACCGAGGAGGACUGUGCAACCAAGGUUCUUCCGGCUAUUUGCCCCUCGCUUCUUGAUAAAGAGAGGAUGGUAAGAGACCAGGCAAAUAAGACGCUUGAUCUAUAUCUAGAGCGCAUCCGGAAAUUCGGCAACACGAUGGCAGAUACGGUGAUUUCCCCAACCGUCAGUGCCGAUCCGACCAAAGAUGCCGCCCGCAUUGGCACAUCUAAUGAUAAAUCCUGGGCUGGGUGGGCCAUCUCCUCGUUCACCAAUAAGCUCACGGCAGCCAACGGGGAUAUCCAGUCCUCUGCUAACGGUGCCAAACCUGUCGAGCCUGAACCUGUCCGUCCGGCUUCUGUUCCCCGUCCAACCAGGUCGGCAACUUCGGUGCAGAAAGAGACGCUACGGCCUGCCGCUCAGUCUCUGAACCGGUCCUUGUCGGAGCAACCCACUCUAUCUAAAGAAGACGAUGAUACGGAAGAUGUCUACGACGCAUGGGGUGCAAUGGAUGAUGACGAAGAAGAGGACCAGCAGAAAGAAGAGGAUCCAUUCAGUGCAGCCGUGACCGCCAGCCCAACCAUUUCUGCUCCCACGCCCAAACCCGCUCCUGUCCCGUAUGACGAUGGCGGAGAGCCAGACUUUGCGGGCUGGCUUGCCGCACAGUCCAAGACGAAGAAGCCAUUGCCCAAGGGCUUGAACAAGACCAGUCCUGCUGCCGUGCCGCGAGCAUCGAGUCGCAAUAGCACAGUUAAGCCGAAGACCGUUGUCGCGCCCAAGAAGAUCGACACGAAACCCAAAGAGGAAGAAGAGGAGGAUGGCUGGGGGGAUGCAUGGGAUUGAUUCCCCACCCUUUUGUUCUAUUUUGCGACAUAUCACGGCAUUCACGGCAGGGGGAGUUUGGGCGCAUGCAGUAUAUAGUUUGGUAGAUCGGUCAUUGCGGGUUGCAUACUGUGCAUAUGACAUGCGAUAGGAUAGAACCAAUAGUACGGACAUAUUUGACGC